Molecule: messenger RNA, 9673 nt
Organism: Apodemus sylvaticus (European woodmouse)
Lineage: Eukaryota; Metazoa; Chordata; Mammalia; Rodentia; Muridae
Gene: Pikfyve
Product: phosphoinositide kinase, FYVE-type zinc finger containing
Exons: 43
Coding region: 122-6451 (2109 amino acids)
Biological process (GO): intracellular signal transduction; phosphatidylinositol metabolic process
Molecular function (GO): ATP binding; metal ion binding; 1-phosphatidylinositol-3-phosphate 5-kinase activity
Source: RefSeq, a predicted model, not a curated record
GCGGAAGCGAGAAGCCGCAGUUACCGCGUAAGCCUCUGGGCUUUUCGGCGCGACCGCCGGCUGCCUGAGAAAGCCGGCGCUGCGCUUGGCUACGGCUUCCCGGCCGAGAGUGACUCAUGAAAUGGCCACAGAUGACAAGAGUUCCCCGACACUGGACUCUGCUAAUGAUUUGCCUCGUUCUCCCGCCAGCCCUUCUCAUCUCACUCACUUUAAACCCUUGACUCCUGACCAGGAUGAGCCCCCCUUCAAGUCGGCAUAUAGUUCUUUUGUAAAUCUUUUUCGUUUUAACAAAGAGAGAGGAGAAGGGGGCCAAGGAGAACAGCAGUCUCCGAGUUCAGGUUGGUCCAGCCCUCAGCUCCCCUCGAGGACACAGUCUGUGAGGUCGCCUGGACCUUAUAAAAAGCAGCUUCACGAGGAGCCCCACCGGCGCUCUUCAGUGUUGGCAGAGAACACUUUACCACAUCCUCAGGAGAGCACAGACUCCAGAAGGAAAGCAGAACCCGCUUGUGGAAGUCAUGACCCACGCACAGCUGUCCAGCUUCGCAGCCUCAGCACAGUAUUGAAACGCCUCAAGGAGAUCAUGGAAGGGAAAAGCCAGGACAGUGACCUGAAGCAGUAUUGGAUGCCAGAUAGCCAAUGUAAAGAGUGCUAUGACUGCAGUGAAAAGUUUACGACCUUUAGACGCAGACACCAUUGCAGACUGUGUGGGCAGAUUUUCUGCAGUCGUUGUUGUAAUCAAGAAAUCCCUGGAAAAUUUAUGGGCUAUACAGGAGACCUCCGAGCGUGCACAUACUGUAGAAAAAUAGCCUUAAGCUAUGCUCAUUCCACAGACAGUAAUUCCAUUGGAGAAGAUUUGAAUGCUCUUUCAGAUUCAACUUGCUCUGUGUCUAUACUUGAUCCAAGUGAACCUCGGACUCCUGUUGGGAGUAGAAAAGCCAGUCGUAACAUAUUCUUAGAGGAUGAUUUAGCCUGGCAAAGUUUGAUUCAUCCAGAUUCCUCAAAUAGUGCUCUUUCAACAAGACUCGUAUCUGUUCAAGAGGAUGCUGGGAAGUCUCCUGCUCGAAACAGAUCAGCCAGCAUUACUAAUCUGUCACUGGAUCGGUCUGGUUCUCCUAUGGUUCCUUCAUAUGAGACAUCUGUCAGUCCCCAAGCUAACCGAAGCUACGUUAGGACAGAGACUACUGAGGAUGAACGCAAAAUUCUUCUGGACAGUGUUCAGCUAAAGGAUCUGUGGAAGAAAAUCUGCCAUCACAGCAGUGGGAUGGAAUUUCAGGAUCACCGUUACUGGUUGAGAACACAUCCCAACUGCAUUGUAGGAAAGGAAUUAGUCAACUGGCUAAUCAGAAAUGGACACAUCGCUACAAGGGCACAAGCUAUAGCAAUUGGACAAGCAAUGGUUGAUGGACGUUGGUUGGAUUGUGUCAGUCAUCAUGACCAGCUUUUCAGGGAUGAGUAUGCAUUGUAUAGACCACUUCAGAGUACAGAAUUUUCUGAGACACCUUCUCCAGACAGUGACUCGGUGAACUCUGUGGAAGGGCAUUCUGAGCCAUCCUGGUUUAAAGAUAUAAAAUUUGAUGACAGUGACACAGAACAGAUUGCUGAAGAAGGUGACGAUAAUUUGGCUAAUUCUGCCAGUCCUAGCAAGCGCACCUCAGUCAGCAGUUUCCAGUCCACAGUGGACAGUGACUCAGCCGCUUCUAUCAGCCUGAACGUGGAGCUGGACAACGUGAACUUCCAUAUCAAGAAGCCCUCCAAGUACCCACAUGUGCCCCCUCACCCUGCUGACCAAAAAGAGUAUUUGGUUUCUGACACUGGAGGACAGCAGCUCUCAAUAAGUGAUGCCUUCAUCAAAGAGUCUUUAUUUAAUCGACGAGUAGAGGAAAAAUCCAAAGAGCUGCCUUUUACCCCCCUGGGCUGGCAUCAUAACAACCUGGAACUCUUGCGGGAGGAGAAUGAGGAGAAGCAAGCCAUGGAAAGGCUACUUUCUGCUAAUCAUAACCACAUGAUGGCCCUACUCCAGCAGUUGCUUCAAAACGAGUCAUUGUCGUCGACUUGGAGGGACAUCAUUGUGUCACUAGUCUGCCAGGUUGUUCAGACAGUCCGACCUGACGUCAAACACCAGGAUGAUGACAUGGAUAUCCGUCAGUUUGUCCAUAUCAAGAAGAUCCCAGGUGGAAAGAAAUUUGAUUCCGUGGUUGUCAAUGGCUUUGUUUGUACCAAGAAUAUUGCACAUAAAAAGAUGAAUUCCUGUAUUAAAAACCCCAAAAUCCUUCUGUUGAAGUGUUCCAUUGAGUAUCUCUAUAGAGAAGAAACUAAGUUUACUUGCAUUGAUCCUAUCGUGCUUCAGGAAAGGGAAUUCUUGAAGAAUUAUGUUCAACGAAUAGUUGAUGUUCGACCCACAUUGGUUCUCGUUGAGAAAACAGUGUCUCGGAUUGCUCAGGACAUGCUACUGGAACAUGGCAUCACUCUGGUCAUUAAUGUAAAGUCACAAGUUUUAGAAAGAAUCAGUCGAAUGACCCAAGGUGAUUUAGUGGUGUCCAUGGACCAGCUGCUCACGAAACCCCACCUGGGCACUUGCCACAAAUUUUAUAUGCAGAUAUUUCAGUUGCCUAAUGAACAAACCAAAACACUGAUGUUUUUUGAAGGAUGUCCACAGCACCUAGGCUGCACAAUCAAGCUCAGAGGAGGCUCUGAUUAUGAGCUGGCUCGAGUUAAGGAGAUCCUGAUAUUUAUGAUCUGUGUAGCUUAUCAUUCUCAGCUAGAAAUCUCUUUUCUCAUGGAUGAGUUUGCUAUGCCUCCAACGUUAAUGCAAAGCCCUUCGUUCCAUUUUCUGAGCGAGGGACGAGGGGAAGAGGGAGCUUCUCAGGAGCAGGUCAGUGGCAGCUCCCUUCCCCAGGAUCCUGAGUACCCUCUUGAUGCCCUGUCUUCUGAUGAUAGCACUUUGUUGGAAUCAAGGAUUGUGCUUGAGAAGGGUGAGCUGGACAAUAAAAGUGUUCCACAGGCUGUUGCCUCUUUGAAGCAUCAAGAUUAUAGUACCCCCUCUUGCCCAGCAGGUAUCCCCUGUGCUCUCUUUGCACUGGUACCUGAGUCAUUGUUGCCUGUCCAUAUGGAUCAACAGGAUGCUGUAGGGAAUGAACAGCCAGAGACAUCACAGCAAAUGGAUGAGCAACAGGAUCCCAAAAGCCAGAUGAGAGCUUUUAGAGACCCUCUGCAGGAUGACACUGGAAUGUAUGUUACUGAGCAAGUCACCUCCUCUGAAGAUAAACGAAAGACUUACUCCUUGACAUUUAAACAGGAAUUAAAAGACGUGAUCCUCUGUAUCUCUCCAUUUAUUACAUUCCGUGAACCUUUCCUUUUAACUGAAAAGGGGAUGAGGUGCUCAACUCGAGAUUAUUUUCCAGAGCAGAUUUACUGGUCUCCUCUUCUCAACAAAGAGGUGAAGGAAAUGGAGAGCAGGAGGAAGAAACAGCUGCUCAGGGAUCUCUCUGGACUUCAGGGCAUGAAUGGCAGUGUUCAGGCCAAGUCUAUUCAAGUCUUACCCUCACAUGAGCUAGUGAGCACCAGGAUUGCUGAACAUCUGGGUGAUAGCCAGACCUUGGGUAGAAUGCUAGCUGAUUAUCGAGCUCGAGGAGGAAGAAUUCAGUCAAAACAUUUGGACCCCUUUGUCCAUUCAAAAGAUGCAUCAUGUACUUCAGGCGGCAAAUCAGGAAACAAAAGUGAGAGUGAUGAAGAGAGGGGAUUGAUUCCAAGUGAUGCCUUAUGGCCAACAAAGGUGGACUGUCUGAACCCUGCUAACCACCAGAGGCUCUGUGUGCUCUUCAGCAGCUCCUCUGCCCAGUCCAGCAAUGCGCCCAGUGCUUGUGUCAGCCCUUGGAUUGUAACAAUGGAGUUUUAUGGAAAGAAUGACCUUACAUUGGGAAUAUUUUUAGAAAGAUACUGUUUCAGGUCUUCUUACCAGUGUCCUAGCAUGUUCUGUGAUACCCCCAUGGUUCAUCACAUUCGGCGCUUUGUUCAUGGCCAAGGCUGUGUACAGAUAAUCUUGAAGGAGUUGGAUUCUCCAGUGCCUGGAUAUCAACAUACAAUUCUCACAUAUUCCUGGUGCAGAAUCUGCAAACAAGUAACACCAGUUGUUGCUCUUUCAAAUGAAUCCUGGUCUAUGUCAUUUGCAAAGUACCUUGAACUUCGAUUUUAUGGCCACCAGUACACACGCAGAGCCAAUGCUGAGCCCUGUGGUCACUCUAUUCACCAUGAUUAUCACCAGUAUUUCUCUUAUAACCAGAUGGUGGCAUCCUUCAGUUAUUCUCCUAUUCGGCUUCUUGAAGUCUGUGUUCCACUACCAAAAAUAUUCAUUAAGCGUCAAGCCCCACUGAAGGUGUCUCUUCUUCAGGAUCUCAAGGACUUUUUUCAGAAGGUCUCACAGGUGUACCUAGCAGUUGAUGAGAGACUUGCGUCCCUGAAAACGGAUACAUUUAGCAAAACUAGAGAGGAAAAGAUGGAAGAUAUCUUUGCACAAAAGGAGAUGGAAGAGGGUGAGUUUAAGAACUGGACAGAGAAGAUGCAAGCAAGGCUUAUGUCUUCCUCUGUGGAUACCCCUCAGCAACUGCAGUCCAUCUUUGAGUCACUUAUUGCCAAGAAGCAAAGCCUCUGUGAGGUUCUUCAAGCGUGGAACAGCAGGUUGCAGGACCUCUUCCAGCAGGAAAAAGGUAGAAAGAGGCCUUCGGUCCCUCCCAGUCCUGGGAGACUGAGACAAGGUGAAGAAAGCAAGAUAAGUGCAAUGGAUACAUCUCCAAGGAAUAUUUCUCCAGGACUUCACAAUGGAGAAAAAGAGGAUCGCUUCUUGACAACCCUGUCCAGCCAGAGCUCCACGGGCUCCACCCAUCUCCAGCUGCCCACUCCUCCCGAGGCCAUGGCUGAGCAGUUAGUGGGAGGGCCGUCUGAUCUGGAUACAGCCAGUGGCUCUGAAGAUGUAUUUGACGGUCAUUUGCUGGGAUCCACAGACAGCCAAGUGAAGGAAAAGUCAACCAUGAAAGCCAUCUUUGCUAAUUUGCUUCCAGGAAACAGCUAUAAUCCAAUUCCAUUUCCUUUUGACCCAGAUAAACACUACUUAAUGUAUGAACACGAGCGGGUGCCCAUUGCUGUCUGUGAGAAAGAGCCCAGCUCCAUCAUCGCUUUUGCACUCAGUUGUAAAGAAUACCGAAAUGCCUUAGAGGAAUUGUCCAAAGCAACUCUGUGGAACAGUGCUGAAGAAGGGCUUCCAGCCAAUAGUGCUUUAGAUAACAGACCAAAGAGUAGCAGCCCUGUUAGAUUACCUGAAAUCAGUGGAGGCCAGACAAACCGUACAGUAGAAGCAGAGCCUCAACCAACCAAAAAAGCUUCAGGAAUGUUGUCCUUCUUCAGAGGAACAGCAGGAAAGAGCCCUGAUCUGUCUUCUCAGAAGAGAGAGACCUUACGUGGGGCAGACAGUGCUUACUACCAGGUUGGGCAGACUGGCAAGGAGGGGACAGAGAACCCAGGUCUGGAGCCUCAAGAUGAAGGAGACGGAGGAGAUACACAGAAGAAACAACUCACAAAUCCUCAUGUGGAGCUCCAAUUUUCUGAUGCUAACGCCAAGUUUUACUGCCGGCUGUACUAUGCGGGAGAGUUCCAUAAGAUGCGUGAAGUGAUUUUGGGCAGCAGUGAGGAAGACUUCAUCCGUUCCCUUUCCCACUCAUCUCCCUGGCAGGCCCGGGGAGGCAAGUCAGGAGCUGCUUUCUAUGCCACUGAAGAUGAUCGAUUUAUUCUGAAGCAAAUGCCUCGUCUGGAAGUCCAGUCUUUCCUUGACUUUGCACCACACUACUUCAAUUAUAUCACAAAUGCUGUCCAACAAAAGAGGCCCACGGCUUUGGCUAAAAUUCUCGGUGUCUAUAGAAUUGGUUACAAGAACUCUCAGAACAACACUGAGAAGAAGUUAGAUCUCCUUGUCAUGGAAAAUCUUUUCUAUGGGAGAAAGAUGGCACAGGUUUUUGAUUUGAAGGGUUCACUUAGGAAUCGAAAUGUAAAAACUGACACUGGGAAAGAGAGCUGUGAUGUGGUUCUGCUGGAUGAAAACCUCCUAAAGAUGGUUCGAGACAACCCUCUAUAUAUUCGUUCCCAUUCCAAAUCUGUGCUGAGAACCUCCAUCCAUAGCGACGCCCAUUUCCUUUCCAGCCAUCUCAUUAUAGACUAUUCUUUGCUGGUUGGUCGAGAUGACACUAGCAAUGAGCUGGUAGUCGGCAUCAUAGAUUACAUUCGAACUUUUACAUGGGACAAAAAGCUUGAGAUGGUUGUGAAGUCAACCGGGAUUUUAGGCGGACAAGGUAAAAUGCCAACUGUGGUCUCUCCAGAGUUGUAUAGGACUAGAUUUUGUGAAGCAAUGGACAAGUAUUUCUUGAUGGUGCCAGACCAUUGGACAGGGUUGGAUCUGAAUUGCUGAAAUCACACAGAUUUGAAAAAGACUGAACAAAAGUGGAUCUGAAGAAGAAACCCAAACUAUAUGAUGUUUUAUCUCUUUGUCAUAUAUACCACUGAACACAAAGAUCUUUCAGUUCUGUGACUGUUGAUAGAUUGGCUUUAGACUGUCCAUGACUGCAGGGUAAAACCCCAUGGAUUUGCUUUUGCUAUUUGCUAUUAUCUGCCUGUGAAAUGGGAAAUUGUAAACGUUAACUACAAUGUUCUUUUCAAAGGGCUAUGAUUAGAGAUGACUAUGUAGACAGAGUAAGCUAUGAGUUGUCAUACUUACUAACUCAAUUGCUUGAAGAAGAAAGAGCACUGUCUGAUAGACACUGUCUGGUAGACUAGCUAGACUAUGACUGGUAGACUGUGACUGCCUGGUAGACUGUGACUGCCUGGUAGACUGUGACUGUCUGGUAGACUGUGACUGACUGGUAGACUGUGAAUGGUAGAUUGUGACUGUCUGGUAGACUGUGACUGUCUGGUAGACUGUGACUGGUAGAUUGUGACUGUCUGGUAGACUGUGACUGGUAGACUAUGACUGUCUGGUAGACUGUGACUGUCUGGUAGAUUGUGACUGUGGUAGACUAUGACUAUCUGUAGACGGUGACUGUCUGGAAUCCCAUUUGUUACCUUUUCCCUGAGAAGACACUUGCAGACCUUCUUGCUUUGGUAUAUGUUUCCUGUGUAUUGACUUUAGGUUUGUUCUUAAAAUAUCUGAAACAUUUAGGAAAAAUCUGAUUUAUUCCAUUAAUGGCCAGUUAGACAGAUUGGUGCUUGUUGUAUUAGGAAUUUGACUUAAAUUAAGAAUCCUGCCAUAUUCUGUAUUCUCCAAUUUACCUUGUUUUACUGUGUUUUACCAUAUUCUACCUUCUAUGCAGGUGACAAGAGCUUACAGGCCUUAGCUUGAAAGCUUUUCUUAGCGCUUUAAGGAGCUUGUUUCAAACAUUUGUGCAAUGUGCCAAACAGCACUUAGUCUGCAUAUGUGUUCAUGGUCUAGAUUUCCCUCUCAUUUUGGGGGCAAUAAGUAAGCAGGAAAUGAAUCUGUAGUCACUGAAGCCCUAAGUGAAGAAUUAAUAAUGAAGGAUUUUUUUUUUAAUAGCAAAGAGAAACUGAGAAUCAAAAAUGUGGUUUUUUUGUUUGUUUUUGUUUUUUUAAUAUAUAUAUAUAGUUGUAAAGUAUCUUUCAACAUUACUAGCAGUUAAGUGGGGUUUAUACAUUUAAAAGUUUUCAGUAUGAAUAUUCUCAUCUUUAAGUUUCUACCACACUGACCAGUGCUGCUGAGAAAUGCUGAGAGGUAAAGUUACUCCUACAUUAGGAGUAGUUUACUAGUCAGCAGCCUCAUCUAAAAAGUGACCGGAAAUCCUGAAGUGUGAGGAAAUGCUUUUUUCCCAAUAAUAUGUGAGUGUUUCUCUUGGCUUUUCUGUAAUGAGGAUAUUUGGACAUUUAUAAAGUUAUAAGGAUUCCAUUUUUUUAGACUUCAUCUAAUAGCACAUUAAUUCACAAAGGGCUGGGUGGAUGCUGACAGGAUAGUCUGCACCCAAGUCAGCACAGUGUGGCAGGUUUGCUGCAGACAGUGAUGCAGUAGCUGGCUCUUGGUUACCUGUUGAGUGUGUGGCUAAACAAGGGUUGUGUCUGCCUGAUGUUGGACCUUGGCCUCUUCAGUGCCUUGGGAAGAUGGGCCAGACAUUGAAGAGUCAGCUGUGAUGUCGAAGGCCAGUAAAGGAGUGCACAGACUUGAAGGGUCUGUGGAGCACACUUUCUCUGCCUCCAGGGACAAAGGCUUUUGUGUCUGGCUUGAAAUGCCAGCUCUGUUUUGCCUCUGUUCAUGUUUCUGUGCAAUUGAUUAGGCUCUAGGACCCCCUGCUUCCUGUAUGACUGGAGAGAUGCCUUUCCUAGCUGGGUUGUGUUGUUUCUGAUGUUCUCUUUGGUUUCAAUACAGUGCGUAGCUGGACUGAGUUCCAGGGGAGUAACUCCUGACAGGAACAUGUAACAUCUUAUGAUAGUAACAUCUUCUCUUGUCCCUGGUUGAAAAGCAACUUUACUUUUUAAAAUAUUGUUUAAAGUAAGUAAAUAUUGAGGUAUUUUGGUGACUAAAUUUUCUGAAACAAGAGUUACUGCUUUGAAAGCUUGAUUUGUUCUUUUAAAAUUAAUGUCUGGCUGGUGUUAAGGAAGGAGAAACAUAAUUGAACUGUUUGCAUGGUGUAAAUGUGUGGCUCCUGGCUGCUUGUGUUUAGUGUCUGCUGUGUAUAUGUGUGUACGGUGCUCUGCGUGCUUGAAUUGGAUGGCUCAUGUACUCCUUGACGCCCUGCCAUGGCCUAGAGAAUAUUAAUGCUGAAAAGUGUGGAUAAGGAAAAAAUCUAAUGCUCAAAAUACAAUAUGAAUUCUAAAGUAACUGAUGGCAACAUGAGAAAUUUAGGCUAACAUGUUGCUGUGUAUAAAAAUCUUAUUUAUAAAUAUGAACCUUUUUGAUGACAUAAAAUUUUGUUUCAAGAAUAGAUUUUGAAUUUUUCCUGUCUGCCUGAGUAAAGAAAACAAACUGGGGAAUCCUUUUGUAGUUUAUUCAGUACUUAUAGAUUCUCAAAAUUUCCUACUGAAGGUUCGAGCAGGGGAUUUCCAGCGUUAACAUCUGUGUGAUGGGGUCAUUCAUAUCAGCCUUGGCUGAGGUGGCUUUGUGGUGGAUGGUUUCUCGGCACUUCAGCAUGAGCAGUGGGCUUCUAUGGAGGUGCCAAGGAGGUCAUCUGUGGCAAGUCAGCUGAGUUUCAAGUGUGAAAACUGUGUGAGCCUGGGCUGAGUCUUACUGGGACACUCAACCUCCAAAGUGACUUAUGCAGUAUUCAAACCAUGUAGUGCAAUGCCUUUUUUUUUUGGUUGUUUUUGUAACGGGUGCAGUGUAUUAUAGGAAUAAAAAAAAGAAACUACAAUCAGGAGCAGUUUUGUUUAAUGCUGCUCUGUCAGUUUUGUAAAAGAAAAUGUACAUAAUGUCUUUCAACAGGUUUUAAACUAGAGGAAAUAACAUUGUAAAUCACAGUAGCCUCCUAAUUUAAUAGUAAAAGUACUUAAUGUAUUAUAAUGUAUAUAUUUCUGUAACUUUGUUUCCAGCUGUUUUAUAUGAUUGACAUGUUAUUUAAAGAUAACUACUGUAGCUUCUUAGAGACUUGUACUGUAAAUAAAGAGGACCUACAAUAAACUGGAAUUUACUUAC